AUUCAAUUUAUUUUUUAAAUAUGUCUACUGUUACUAACGUUCACGCUCGUCAAAUCUUUGAUUCUCGUGGUAACCCCACUGUUGAAGUCGAAGUCACCACUGCUAAGGGUAUCUUCCGUGCCGCUGUCCCCUCCGGUGCCUCUACUGGUAUCCACGAGGCCGUUGAGCUCCGUGAUGGUGAUAAGUCUUCUUAUAUGGGAAAGGGUGUCCUUAAGGCUGUUGCCAACGUUAUCGACGUCAUUGGUCCUGCUUUGAUCGAAUCCAAGAUUGCCGUUACCGACCAAAAGGCCGUUGAUCAAUUCCUCAUUGACCUUGAUGGUACUCCCAACAAGGGUAAGCUCGGUGCCAACGCCAUCCUUGGUGUCUCUCUUGCUGUCGCUAAGGCUGCUGCUGGUCACAAGGGUGUCCCUCUUUACAUUCACUUUGCUGACCUUGCUGGUACCAAGAAGCCUUUUGUUCUUCCCGUCCCUGCUUUCAAUGUCAUCAACGGUGGUUCUCACGCCGGUAACAAGCUUGCUAUGCAAGAAUUCAUGAUUCUCCCCACUGGUGCUAAGUCCUUCAAGGAAGCCAUGAAGAUCGGUACUGAAGUCUACCAUAACCUCCAAGGUGUUAUCAAGGGCAAGUACGGUCUUGAUGCCACCAACGUUGGUGAUGAAGGUGGUUUUGCCCCUAACAUUCAAAAGAACGAGGAAGGUCUCGAACUUUUGGUUCAAGCCAUUGAGAAGGCUGGUUACACUGGUAAGGUCAAGAUUGGUAUGGAUUGUGCUGCUUCCGAAUUCUAUAAGGAAGGCAAGUACGAUCUUGAUUUCAAGAACCCCAACUCUGAUAAGUCCAAGUGGCUCGACGGUAAGGAGCUUACUGCUCUCUACAAGUCUUUCGCUGAAAAGUAUCCUAUUGUUUCCAUCGAAGAUGCUUUCGAUCAAGAUGAUUGGGAGGCUUGGUCUCACUUAGAAGCCGAAUCCGAGUUCCAACUCGUUGGUGAUGAUCUUUUGGUUACUAACCCUAAGCGUAUUGCCACUGCCAUUGAGAAGAAGGCCUGUAACGCUCUCUUGCUCAAGGUUAACCAAAUCGGUACUGUCACUGAAUCCAUCCAAGCUUCUUUAGAUUCUCAAGCUGCUGGUUGGGGUGUCAUGGUCAGUCAUCGUUCCGGUGAAACUGAAGAUACCACCAUUGCUGAUCUCGUUGUCGGUCUCCGUACUGGUCAAAUCAAGACUGGUGCUCCUUGUCGUUCCGAGCGUCUUGCUAAAUAUAACCAACUCCUCCGUAUUGAAGAAGAGCUCGGUGCUGAUCGUUGUAUCUACGCUGGUGAGAACUUCCGUACCGCUCAUCUUUUGUAAAUAAUUUUUUCUCUCUUGUCUUUGCUACACAUCCCACUUUUUCAUUCAUACAAGAUAAUAGCAUAUUACCCUUUCUUAACCGAAUUUUAUUAACCAAAACUAAAAAAAAUAAAAUUUUCGAGUUGUUUCAAAUAUAACAUAAA
Mucor mucedo is the source of this 1480-nucleotide messenger RNA. RefSeq names its product enolase. Gene Ontology annotation, molecular function: phosphopyruvate hydratase activity; magnesium ion binding. Gene Ontology annotation, cellular component: phosphopyruvate hydratase complex. NCBI's taxonomy places the organism in Eukaryota, Fungi, Mucoromycota, Mucoromycetes, Mucorales, Mucoraceae. Bases 21 to 1337 code for a protein of 438 amino acids. Gene Ontology annotation, biological process: glycolytic process. The transcript is spliced from 3 exons. The record is from RefSeq and is a predicted model, not a curated record.